AUGAAUCCAGAAAUAUGGUCUGUAAAGGAGGUUUGCGAUUGGCUUCGAAAAGAAAACUUUGAAAGACUAAUAGAGUUAUUUGAAGAAAAUAAUGUAGACGGCAAAGCUUUAAUGAAGCUUGAUAUAGAAAAGUUACGCCGAUUUAAAGUGCCUUCCAAAGAUCAUUAUGUUUUCCUGAACACAGUAGAAUUGCUUAAAUCUAAAUCUAUUCAAGGGGAUUUGGUUUAUUUGCAAGUUGGAAAGGAGAUGUUAGUUUAUUUUAAGUUUACAUUCUGUUUUUUAAUCAUUUCAUUUGUUUUAGAUAAUCCUCAUCCCCCAAUCGCUCGUUUAAUUCUCCCUCCGGAUCCAUCAACUUUAUUACCAUUUGAAAUUCAAAAGGAAAUAAUAGAUCUUGAAGAUGGUACUGACAUUAGUACUAGUGAUAAUGAAAUGUUCGAAAGUGAUGAAAAGUCUGGUGACGACGAAGCAAGUUCAAUGGAUUUAGAUGAUGAAGAAAACUUAAAUGAUGAACAAUUUACAGAAGAAGAAUAUAAAAGAGCAGAGGAGAAGAAAUCAGAUUAUGGAUAUCUUAGGCGUUGGAUGUACAUGGAAGACGAUGAAUUACUUCCAGUAUAUGGCGAAAGUGAUGAAGAGAACAAUUAUAUUUCUAGUGAUCUUGAAGAAGAAGUAAUGGAAGAGGAAGAUUAUAUCAGACAGAAAGGAGAAACAAGCCUCUUUAUUAUGAGAAAUGCUGAUGAUAAAGAGUCAGAAGUUAUAAUGUCUGAUGGCUUAAUAGAGCCUCAGGUUGAUCGUGCACAUCAAAUGAUCCUUGAUUAUAUUAAUGAUUUUAAAAAAAUCUGGGAAGAUAAAGAGUUGCAGAAAAUAGAAACAUCGCGCUACAAAUAUUGGAGGAAAUUAUUCCCACGAAAGCAACAGCGUGAACCCCAAAAAGUUAUCGAUGAAUUAACAGAACAACUACACAAAUUGAAUAAUGAGCGCCUUCCUCAAUUAAUCAACCAUGUGAAAUCCAAUAUUGAAUCAAAGUCAACAUUUGAUAAAGAUGCUAAACGUCAAUGUGGAAUAUUGGAUCCAACUUUACGAGAUAUAUACUUAUUAGAAUGGAAGGUAUCUCUGGCAAAAGGGCCACCACCGCCCAAGCCUGAUAAUAAACCUCGGCAAAAAAUAUUUAGUGUCGAAGAAGUUGAUAACAAGGAUGCGGUAAACCAAGAAUAUGAUAGUGCUGAUAGCUAUGAGUCAGAUUUCAUUGACGAUUCCGAAUAUAUAUACACCCCCGAAGAACUAGCAGAACUGAGAGAUGCUGGGAUCAUAAUUGCUGUUGCAGAACCGUCGACUACCUCACCAGAACAACCGAUUGAUAAGCCAGAGCCCAUUAACGAUGACAAAAAAUCGAUACAAUUGUCACCUAGUUCACCUAGUGUUUUAAGUAUCGAAAAGAAACAUUUGCUAUGGGAUGGGAAAGAGGUAGAGAUAAUUGUAUUAGACAGUGAUUCUGAAAAGGACGAUGAUGUGACUAUUGAAAAGGAUCCUGACAGUGCGGCAGCUUCUAAGGUGAACAAUGACAAUAAUAUGGUGCUGGACUGUGAUGAUGAAUACAUCUACAUAUACGACGAUGAUGACGAACAUGCAUAUCUAGACCAACAGCAACAGGAAGAACAGAGGAUUUUAGAGGUUGAUUCUGACGAGCUUUUCUUAAAAGACGAUCCACAGGAUUUGAUGCAAGACAUACAAUCAGCAAUAUUUUAUUGGCAUUGGGAUGAAGACGUGAAGAAAAAGUUACCGAUGGCUCCAUUAAUAAAUGACGAUUUUACACUUUACUUACAACUUCAGAAUGCAAUAUCCAGAUCUACACUUAGUCCUGAAGCUGUUGAAAAACUUAAAAGGGAACUGCCUCCGAUACCGGAAGGAAAACUUGACGCUCGUGAAUCAUGGGACAAUUACUUUAAAUUUAGAAAGGAAUAUGCUAUUAACAAACGCAUGGCUCAAAGGCAACGUUAUGAAAAAAAUUAUAUUGGAGAUAGUGAUGAUGAUGACUUGACUUAUGCUUCUGGGAGUAAAACUUCAUCACGCCCCAAAAAAAGAUUUAAAGAAACUGCUGAAGUAAUUGAACAACGCAAAGAAAGAAUGGCUCUUGAACAGGGAUACAGUAGGCGUUAUGCGGAGUAA
Molecule: messenger RNA, 2163 nt
Organism: Racocetra fulgida
Lineage: Eukaryota; Fungi; Glomeromycota; Glomeromycetes; Diversisporales; Gigasporaceae
Source: the annotation of a GenBank genome assembly